AUGAAUCGGUAUGAAGGUGACGUGAAUCAGUUUAAAGGCGACGUGAAUCAGUAUGAAGGUGACUUGGACCAGUAUGAAGGUGAACAGUAUAAAGGUGAACAGUAUGAAAGCGACAUGAAUCAGUAUGGAUGUGACGUGAAUCAGUAUGAAGGUGACGUGAAUCAGUUUAAAGGCGACGUGAAUCAGUAUGAAGGUGACUUGGACCAGUAUGAAGGUGAGCAGUAUAAAGGUGAACAGUAUGAAAGCGACAUGAAUCAGUAUGAAUGUGACGUGAAUCAGUAUGAAGGUGACGUGGAUCAGUACGGAGGUGACUUGGAACUGUAUGAAGGUGACGUGGAUCAGUAUGAAGGUGACGUGGACAAGUUUAAAGGUGGCGUGUAUCAGUAUGGAGGUGACGUGAAACAGUAUGAAGGUGACAUGGAUCAGUGUGAAGAAAGGGAAGUGAAUCAGUAUGGAGGUGACGUGGACCAGUAUCAAGGUGACGUGGAUCAGUAUGUAGGUGACGUGGAACAGCAUGAAGGUGACAUGGAUCAGUAUGAAGGUGACGUGGAUCGGUAUGAAAUUGACGUGAAUCAGUAUAAAGAUGGCGUGAAUCAGUAUAAAGGUGACGUGAUUCAGUAUGAAGGUGACGUGGAACUGUAUGAAGGUGACAUGAAUCAGUAUGAAGGUGACGUGAAUCAGUUUAAAGGUGAUGUGAAUCAGUAUGAAGGUGACGUGAAUCAGUAUGAAGAUGACGUGGAACUGUAUGAAGGUGACGUGAAUAAGUUUAAAUGCGACGUGAAUCAGUAUGAAAGUGACGUGAAUCAGUAUGAAGGUGACGUGAAUCAGUAUGAAGGUGACGUGGACCUGUAUGAAAGUGACGUGAAUAAGUUUAAAUGUGACAUGAAUAAGUAUGAAGGUGACGUGAAUCAGAAUGAAGGUGACGUGAAUCAGUAUGGAGUUGACGUGGACCAGUAUUAA
Messenger RNA from Mya arenaria, 960 nucleotides. RefSeq names its product cyclic AMP-inducible protein BP74-like. The transcript has 4 exons. The record is from RefSeq and is a predicted model, not a curated record. Bases 1 to 960 code for a protein of 319 amino acids. NCBI's taxonomy places the organism in Eukaryota, Metazoa, Mollusca, Bivalvia, Myida, Myidae.